UAUGUUGCGAGUCCGGAAGUGUCACAUCACCCUUCAAUUACGAAGUGCCAACACUAAACCAGUCUCUAGCAAAAUUUAUUAGCCAAAUUCAUUAUUUGUGUGUAAAGUGUGUGCAUAACUGAGUCAAAUAAGUUGCUAGAAAAAUGUUUAUUUGGGACUGGUUUACUGGUGUUUUAGGAUAUCUAGGUUUAUCAAAACGCAAGGGCAGAUAUGUGUUCCUGGGGGCACCUGGAUCAGGCAAAGCAUCCCUGAUCAAGCUAUUGUAUGAAGAUGGGAUAAUAGAUCAUUUGCCCUACGCAGACAGACUGCUCCCACAGUCAGAGGCUUCUGAGGAGUUGUCCAUAGGAAACAUGAGAUUCACCACAUUUGAUUUAGGUGGUCACUCGCAAGCUCGUAGAGUGUGGAAGGACUAUUUCCCAGCAGUGGAUGCCAUCGUUUUCCUGAUAGACGCCAAUGACAGAUCACGCUUCGUCGAAAGCAAACAGGAAUUAGACUCUCUGCUUACUGAUGAGACUUUAUCCAAUUGUCCAGUUCUAAUUCUUGGUAACAAAAUUGAUCUCCCCGGCGCUGCAUCCGAAGACGAACUUAGAAACUUUUAUGCCCUCUUCGGACAGACCACCGGAAAAGGUAAAGUACCUAGAUCAGAUUUGGCCGGCCGUCCCCUCGAACUGUUUAUGUGCUCCAUUCUCAAAAGACAAGGUUAUGGAGAGGGUUUCCGUUGGUUGGCGCAGUAUAUUGAUUGAAGAGCCACCAAAACUCAAUGAAUAAAUAUCCAAAACAAUACAACUUGUUUAUCAGGACUGUUGUGUUACAAACUUGUGUAUAAACAAAAUAGUUAAUGAAACCUUAUAGGUAAUGUUUUUGUUAUAUUUAUUUUAGUGUCAAGUGUCUAAAAAGUUAUUUUUUUAAGUAUUUGUAUAAUUUAAAAAGUGAAAUCUGUAAUAUACUGCUCUAAGUUAUUUUCAUACACCACUCAAGAAUUAUCUAUAAUGUUUCAUAAAUGUAAACAUAAACUUUUAAUUUAUAAUAAAGCUUUCAAAACAGGUGUUGUGUAACUUUUUAUGUGGGACUGAACGUUGGUUUUAUAGUUUUUUUUAUCUUUCCAUAGUCUUUGUUGCAUUUUACUUUGUAGUUGCAAACAAAAGGUUCGUUUUCAAUAAAAUUUCAGUGAAUACACAAUGUCGCCUAUUACUCUAACGGUUUAGUGUAAAUUGUCAUAAAGUAAAAAAUCCGUUUUGUUAAUAAAAUUGCUUUAUAUACAA
This is a messenger RNA of Aethina tumida (small hive beetle), 1262 nucleotides long. It is a transcript of the gene Sar1, whose product is annotated as GTP-binding protein SAR1b. Gene Ontology annotation, cellular component: endoplasmic reticulum exit site; COPII vesicle coat. Lineage: Eukaryota; Metazoa; Arthropoda; Insecta; Coleoptera; Nitidulidae. The coding region runs from base 144 to 743 and encodes 199 amino acids. The transcript has 6 exons. The record is from RefSeq and is a predicted model, not a curated record. Gene Ontology annotation, biological process: vesicle organization; endoplasmic reticulum to Golgi vesicle-mediated transport; intracellular protein transport. Gene Ontology annotation, molecular function: GTPase activity; GTP binding.